Messenger RNA from Helicoverpa armigera (cotton bollworm), 3492 nucleotides. RefSeq lists its product as uncharacterized. The record is from RefSeq and is a predicted model, not a curated record. The transcript is spliced from 10 exons. Bases 93 to 2696 code for a protein of 867 amino acids. Lineage: Eukaryota; Metazoa; Arthropoda; Insecta; Lepidoptera; Noctuidae.
CCCCUUCACACGCGAUCGCGAACGGACGUGCGCUGGCUAAAUUAAGUCGUAUUGUUUUACACCGGUAUGAGAUUGUGAUUAAUAAAUAAACUAUGAGGUUAUUAAUAUUUUGUGCUGUGUUAUUUGCGGUGGGCGGCGCUGUUAAAGCCCAACAGAACUAUGGCCCAGAAUACUGGGACUACGAGAAUGAAUAUGACUUUGAUAAUGGCUUAGAUGAUACAGACUCAAAACAAGAAGACAUUGACCAACCAGUUGAAAUACUAGAUGUUGAACAAAAGACUGAAGCACAUACUGAAGCGGACAAAAUUGUUGGCUUCCCAGACUACCAGAUCGAAGACAACAGGUCAAAUUCUGGAGAAAACAAGCAAAUCGAUCCAGAAAUUCUGACCGAAGUAAAGAAUGAUACUAUUGUAGACGAGGAAGCUGAACUUCACAAAGUUUUACCCCUUGAGGAGCCUAAAGGAUUACCAGAUCAGAUCAGUGAAGUGUUCAAAGAUCUCGGCAUCGGAGAUGACACGUUUGACGAUCAGCCAGAGGACAAUGAUGCUCCUCUACCGGUGCCAGCUGCAGAACCAAAGGUUGAAGCUGAUGAAACUCCAGAUAAUUCAAACGAAGCCCAAGAUUACUUAGACCAGUUCUACCAAGAGGCACCAGUCGAUGAUCAGGAAAUCAAUGACAUAAUUGAAGAAACAAACAAACUAUUGUCAGAUAAUGAUGAUGCGUUUGAUGACAAUGAUUUCGAUAACUCUAAUGAACAGGAACAGGACAACAGUGAUGAAGACGUAUUCAAUGAAAACGAUGACAAAGUUGAGGAAGACACACCGGAGAAAGUAUAUGCUGACCUGAAUGCUGACUUGGCGAAAUUAUUAGAAACAUUCGAUAAAUUAAGAGACUCGGAUGAGGAUAAGGAUACUGCUGAAGAAGCCGCUGAUGACGAUAUACAGGAUUAUGAAGAGAAAUACGGCAAACCUUACAAAGAAGAUGUUGUCAUGUCAUGGAGAAACGCAGAAGCCGACGCGGCUGAGCCAGAAGACUCUAACCAAGACGAUGAAACUGCCGAUGACGUCAACAAGGAAACAGUAGAAGAGAAUCUGGUUUCAGAUGAAGAGAAUGACAGCGAUGACUACGAACAAAUAGACGAUAGCAAUCUAUCUGAAAUAUUUGCUGACAUUGUGGCGCCUGAAAAAUACAAGGCUUUAGAUCAAGAACUUGUUGCUCUCGAAGCAACAACCACAACAGUUGACGUAGAAACAACAACAGCAACAAUUGAGAAAAAUGACGAAGCUAAGGAGGCUUUUGACCUUGAUGUUGAACAAAGGGCUAGCUUGAUAGAAAAUCCGCAACCAUACGGAAAUGACGCUUUAGUUGACGAGAACCAGCCGAAGAACGAAGAUGCUGUCGAAUUUGAAGCUGUUGACGACAAAGAAAACAAAACCGUGAUGGUCGAUGACUUGUCGAGUGCAGAGCUCAGUGAAAUCAUGAAACAGUUUGUUGUGGCCCACAGUGAAGACUUGGAUGUAAACUCAGAAACUUUCUCGAAGCAUAUAGCUCCUAUUCAUGUAACUCUUUCAGUAGACGAGCCUACUGUUGUGACUUCUCCUGAAUAUCCUAAUCCCUACCCUGCGAACACUGUCAUUGAUUGGAUAUUCGAAGGCCCGGGCACUGGUAUUGAGCUGAACAUCACCGACUUUGCUGUCAACGGAGCGAUUGGCGACUACCUUCUUGUGAAACCAGGUGGUGUGGACGCCAGUGGUAAUGAUGGUCUGAUAUUCUCGUACCGCCUGAAUUCUGUGCGCAAGUAUCGCUUCUCCGAUGUCAACCGUAUGUUCGUGAGGUUCGAAGCUAAAGAGUCUUUCUGGCAGAUCCAGAAAGGUUUCUCUUUCAGCGUUAAACUUAUGUGGCCUCUUCCUCAAAUCGGUGAAGAGAUCCCGGAACCAGAGCCCGUGAUCAGACCACCCGAGGAGACUCUAACUCUCAACCUAGCUGGACUUACCCUGCCGAAGUUCAGGGAGAUCAAACAGGACUUUAUCGAGCUCAUCGCUGACAUGGCCAAGGCGUACAUCAUUGAAAAUGACAUCGAUCAAGGACUUAAUACCACGUAUGAAGUCACUCAGAUCACCAGGACUGGCGUCUGCAACAUCCAAUGGCCGGAGUACGAGAACUGCGUGGAGGUGACCUUCGGGGUGCCUCUGCACUAUGAUGAAGAGUCGGAGUCAGGGCCGAGGCUCAGUGCUAAGGAACUGGAUGACAUGUGGACUACUUACGUUAUAAAGGAACAGUUCUCUGAGAGACUAAGGUCUUUGGGCAUCACGGAGUACGCGAUCCCUGACGACCGGUCGGUGCUGCUGGUGUGGCUGGUCAUAGCUAUCGGUGUGCUCAUCUCCAUGGCCAUGCUGGCCGUCGCUCUCUGGCGGUUCAACUGCUUCGAGGACUACUCCAGGAUGAAGCCGUACGGAGACACAGACAGCAUCCAGAACGAGAAGCGCCACCUGGACCUGUACCCCACGCCGCACCAGACGCUCCCGCCGCUCUACGCCGAGAACGACUACAAGUGGGCCGAUGACAAGUACGAUGAUUCUACCAGAGUGGACAUGGGAGGCUUUGCCAACAAGAGUUAUAUCCGGGACGAGUUGUAUGACCUCGACUCCGACGAAGAUGUCAUCACGCCACGCGACAGGUAUGCUACAAACGUGUAGCCGGCUUCAUAGUGUUUGCUCCUAUGGAAAGGCAUAGUCAGUCCGAGGGAUUUCUAUGACGCGUAAGGGGUGUACGUAAGGAUAUUCCACACAUUAUCGAUAUCGAUAAAUGGACUGAACUUAUCGAUACAUAUUAUCGUGCUUUACAUUAUACAACAUAUCGCUUUAAAUAUAUUGUGAAUGUUAAUUCUGUUGUUUUAUCGGUCGAUUUAUCGAUAUCGAUGAAUGACUAGAUUGAAUUUAAAUAACGUAGUAAGGUAUAUUGUAAGAUUUAAUUGUUGAUUUUAUGUGAUUUUUAAAUAGUUUUAGUUAUUUGUGAAUAUUGUCGAUAAGUAUUUUUAAAGUAUAGUGAAUAAUUGGCCAUAUGCUUUUUCCUUCAUAUAAUUUUCUUCCAAAAAGAAAUUAUCGUUUAUCUUUCAUUAAAAAACAUAAAGUUAUUGCAUUUACUUAAGUAAUUUACUUCUAAAAAUAACACCUAAUUAUGAUAAUUUGAUUAAUUGAAUUUUGGCAUUCCAUUUUUAUACUCAUUAAUUGUAAUUAACCUUGAAAUAUUUUAUCGACAAUAUUCCCAAGAAAUCAAAUAAUAUAAUGUAAUAAAUAGAUAUUAUACCGUUGUAUACUUAAUAGAUAUAUAAAUAUACAUACAACUAGACUUUGUAAAGUACAUGAUAAUAAAAACGUUGUGAUUUUAUUAUUAUUUUUUUUAUAAAAAAAACUUUAACUUCUGUUGUAAAUUAUUUCUAUUUUAUAUUAUUUUUGUUUUCAGUUUUAUUCACGAAUAAAUGGUUAUUUUUUA